UGGUGGGUUCAUUUAGAACCACUGUCCCUUUUUACAGGGAGACGCAUCUAUGACGUGGAAGCAACAUUGUUUCUUAUUUUUUCAAAGUAUAUCGUUUAGAGAUUGCUAUUGUGUGUACCAUCAUCACUUCCAAUUUUCAGUUUAGAAAAUCUUCAAGAAACAGUGCAUAUCACCCCGCUACCAGUAAUCUACAAAAUUUUUUGAUAACAAUACAAGUAUAAACUUCUCUAGUUUUCAAAUUGCGUAGUCAAUUCAAAUCAAUCUUGACUGUAUAUUCGAUGUUUAAAUAUCUAUACCGAUUACCAUCUGCAUCCGUGCUAUUCUCCACGACAAGAAAACUUACUACCGUUUGUUCAAAUCCAAGUUUCAGUUUUUCAAUCAAACUUUGCAAUCUUCGAAAGAACAAGUCUAAUUUUGGUGCCCUAUUCAUUCCCAAAGAUAUCCAGGUUAGAGUUGUAAGCCUACUGAACAUCAGAUCUAUGUCAAAAUCCGUAGACUCAUCAUCAGAUAUGGAGCUAGUUAUAACAGAAAACAAAAACCAUGAGCUGCUUACUGCAGCUUAUGAUAACUAUGGAGGAGUAACUGUAGAGAUUAAGGAUCCAUUGGACUGUGAAAUAUUCCUUUCUCUACUUAAAGCUUCAAUAAAAGAAUGGACACAAAAGGGAAAGAAAGGUGUUUGGAUUAAACUGCCAAUUGAACAUGUAAAUCUUGUUGAAGCUGCAGUCAAGGAGGGGUUUUGGUACCACCAUGCCGAACCAACCUACUUAAUGCUGGUAUAUUGGAUUCCUGAAACUGUUAAUACUCUUCCUUUAAAUGCUACACACCGAGUUGGUGUUGGUGCUUUUGUAAUGAGCGACGAAGGAAAGGUGUUAGUAGUACAGGAAAAAAGUGGGAAAUUGAGGGGUUCUGGUGUCUGGAAAUAUCCAACUGGAGUUGUUGAUGAGGGUGAGGAUAUAUGUACGGCAGCUAUUAGGGAAGUUAAGGAAGAAACAGGAAUUGACUCAGAAUUUGUGGAAGUUCUGGCGUUCAGGCAAAGCCACAAGGCAUUCUUUGAAAAAUCAGAUUUAUUCUUUGUGUGCAUGAUGCGGCCCCUCUCAUUUGACAUCGAGAAACAAGACCAUGAAAUUGAGGCUGCACAGUGGAUGAGUUUCGAGGAAUAUGCCGCCCAACCUUUUAUCCAAAAAAACGACAUGUUCAAGAAUAUUGUGGAAAUCUGCUUGAAGAAGAAAGGUAGCGGGUAUUAUAGCGGAUUUUUCCCAGUUUCAACAAAAUCAAGUUUCUCCUAUAGAGAGAGCUUCUUGUAUUUAAAUAAACGGGAUCUGAAUAGAACAAGUAAUGAUAAUGAACCCUAGAAAAGCAAGGCCUUCAGGCAAUAUCUCUACUUCUUAAUAUACUAAUUUAUAACCUGUCCGGAUGCAAGGGUACAUUAUAUUUUCUGUGGCAAUUUUAUUCUCAAUUCCGAUGUAUUUCUUUGUUUCUAA
This is a messenger RNA of Papaver somniferum (opium poppy), 1481 nucleotides long. RefSeq names its product nudix hydrolase 10-like. The coding region runs from base 279 to 1352 and encodes 357 amino acids. The record is from RefSeq and is a predicted model, not a curated record. Gene Ontology annotation, molecular function: NAD binding; ADP-ribose diphosphatase activity; NADH pyrophosphatase activity. NCBI's taxonomy places the organism in Eukaryota, Viridiplantae, Streptophyta, Magnoliopsida, Ranunculales, Papaveraceae. The transcript has 9 exons.